This is a messenger RNA of Ciona intestinalis (vase tunicate), 835 nucleotides long. The record is from RefSeq and is a predicted model, not a curated record. Lineage: Eukaryota; Metazoa; Chordata; Ascidiacea; Phlebobranchia; Cionidae.
GUAUACGAUCCAUGAUACAAGUGGAAUUCCCUAUCCUGUAUAUUGUGACAUGGAAGCAGACAAUGGUGGCUGGACGCUUGUAGCUUCUGUGCAUGAAAACUACAUUGGCGAAGGGGUUGGUAGAUGUACAGUUGGUGAUCGAUGGUCGAGUCAGCAAGGCAGCUCCCCGCUUCGACCAGAAGGUGACGCUAGCUGGCAAAAUUUGAAUACUUUUGGUCGUGCCGUGUCGGCAACCAGCGAUGAUUACAAGAGCCAAGCUUACUUUGAAUUGCAAGCCAGAGAUGUGAUGGUUUGGCAAGUACCGAACGACACUCCUUUAUCUGAAUUUAGUUCUGAGGCUUAUCUCAAAUACCGAACAACAAAUGGUUUUUUAACACGCUAUGGUGGUAACAUGUUCAAACUUUACUCUGUUCAUUAUCCCGUUAAAUCUGGAGUCUACACUUUCCCGACAGACAGUGGUCCAAGUAUACCGGUCGUAUUUGAUCAAGGAUCUGCAACUUCACUUUUAGGUUACCUGCCCACAAAUGCUGUCCCUUCCAUCGAAGCUGGAUACAUACAAUUUCGAGCAAUAAGCGUGCACCAAGACGCGUUUGCAUCCUGCCCUGGUGUGCGAAACAAGCCAUCAUUUAACUAUCCUUCGCAAAGCUGCUUAGGGUCUGCUGGUCGCACUGAGCACAGUAACAUCCUGUGGUGGACUUUUCCGGCCUUCUGCACAACGGUCAUGCAGCAGGGUCAGCAUGGAGCGCUGAAAAUACAUUACUAAAAUCUUCAUUCCUUAUAUUUUAUCGUUAAAUAUAAAUACAGCAUGCACAAAGUACACAUUUCCUAUAUACCA